GUGUGUGCUACAAUAUAUAUAGAAUUGAUGGCUCUAUCAAGAAAAUACCAGCUAUACCUCAAGCUUGCAGUCAUAUCUAUCUGUUUCUUCUCUCUCACUUUGUUGCCUCCUAAAACAGAUUCAGGUGGGAUUAAGGAAUCAACGGCUGAGAAUGAGCAGACGAUAUUGGGAUCUCGGCCACCUGGCUGUGUGAACAAAUGCAUGAGCUGCAGACCAUGCGAGGCAACCCUAGUUAUCCCAACUCACAAGAUGGUAAUCAGUAGUAGUAGUAGAAGUAGUACAAGAAUCAAAGGCAGGGGUAGUUUUGUAAAAUCAUCUCGUAGAGAAGAUGAUGAUACCUACUAUCUCCUCUCUUGGAAAUGCAGGUGUGGCAAUAAGUACUACCAUCCUUAAUUAAGCUUCAUGUAAUUAAAACAAUUGCUUAUUAAUAUUAUUAAUUUGAUUCUCUUUU
Messenger RNA from Erythranthe guttata (spotted monkey flower), 451 nucleotides. RefSeq names its product EPIDERMAL PATTERNING FACTOR-like protein 2. Gene Ontology annotation, biological process: stomatal complex development; guard cell differentiation. The record is from RefSeq and is a predicted model, not a curated record. Lineage: Eukaryota; Viridiplantae; Streptophyta; Magnoliopsida; Lamiales; Phrymaceae.